Messenger RNA from Wasmannia auropunctata (little fire ant), 7266 nucleotides. Its product is annotated as titin-like. The transcript has 22 exons. Gene Ontology annotation, molecular function: protein binding. The record is from RefSeq and is a predicted model, not a curated record. The coding region runs from base 172 to 6363 and encodes 2063 amino acids. NCBI's taxonomy places the organism in Eukaryota, Metazoa, Arthropoda, Insecta, Hymenoptera, Formicidae.
CCAAAAGAAGAAGUGCCGAAAGAAAUCUCUGAAAAAGUAAUAUUGAAGAAGCCGAAAGAAAAGUCUGUCAAAGAGGAAGUCGCCGACGAAGUGACGAUUAAAAAACCGGUUAUCGAGGAGAAAAAAGAUUUAAUUGAAGAAAUAACUUUAAAAUCUAAGCCAAGAAAAAAGAUGAUCCAAACGGAAGAAAUAUCAGAAGUAACCAUUGUGAAACCCGCAAAAAGUAAGAAGAUAGAAGAAAUUACAGAAGCAUCUGCAGAUGUACUAUUAAAGGAAAAAGAGCCAGUACCAAAAAUUGAAGAUGUAAUUGCGGAAGAAUUAACUAUUCGCAAAAUUGAGGUCGUAGAACAACCUGAAGAAGUAAUUGAAGAAUUUACUUUAAAACGCAAGCCACCGGGAAAAGCACCAAAACCAAUUGAAGAAAUUUAUGAAGAUGUUACUUUACGUAAAUUACGACCGAAGAAAAAAUCUAGAUUGGAUAUUAAAGAAAUUACUGAAGUAGAAAAUGUAACAUUUAGACCACGUUCUACAAAGAGAAAAGAGGAUGUAGAACAAGAAUUUAAAAUCUCGUUAAAUACAUAUGAAGAAGAAGAUAUUUCUAUGUCCGGUAAAGUGCGCCUAAAAUCAAAAAGGCGACCGCUUACAUAUUCUGAAGAAACUGGAGAAGAAACUAUCAAAAUAAUUCAAGAAAUUGAAGAUGAUUCCGGUCCAAUUAUUGAAGAAAUCAUUGAUGAAUCAGAAGAAGAAGUUAAAGAAGAAUAUAGCAUUGAAGAGCUUGACACUGACGAAAUGAAUAUAUCGCUGAGACGAAAGAAAAAGAAACAAAAACCUUCAUAUACUGUAGAAGAAAUUGAAGAAGAUGAUGUUAAACUGCAACUAAGACAUGAUAGAAAAUACUCAUACGAAGAAACCGAUGCUGAAUCAUUGGCGCUAAAAUUGAAGAGCAAGAGACGUAUUUCCACAUUCGAAGAAGAAGAAGCUUCUCUCAGUAUUACUAAAGAAGAGGAAAUAUCCGAAGAAGUUGAGGAACUUGAAUAUGUUGUUCAUGAAGGUGAUACAAUGUUUUCAAUUUGUUCUUAUAUUGCUGAAACGGAAGAAGCUAUUAAUUUAGUCGAAGGAGAAAAAGUUUAUAUCAUAGAUCAUACCAAUCAGGAUUGGUGGUUUGUAAAAAAACACUUGACCGAAGAAAAGGGUUGGGUACCAGCUCAAUAUUUAUUGGAUGAAACACAUUAUACUGUUUAUUUGCAACGAAAACUGCAUGAAAAGAUUGAUAAAUUGCCAAUCUUUGAGAAGCCGGCCCCUGGAGAAAAAGCGUCAGCACCAAGAUUUAUUGAAAAAUUACAACCAAUUCAUACAUUAGAUGGUUACACCGUUCAAUUUGAAUGUCAAGUGGAAGGCAUACCAAGACCACAAAUAACUUGGUUCCGCCAGACUGCUAUUAUUAAACCAUCUACCGAUUUUCAAAUGUAUUAUGACGAGGAUAACGUCGCUACCUUGAUAAUCAGAGAAGUUUUUCCCGAAGAUGCCGGUACUUUUACCUGUGUUGCGAAAAAUGCUGCAGGAUUUGCAUCCAGUACUACUGAAUUAAUCGUUGAAGCUCCUUUGUCAGAUCACGGAUCGGAUGUUACUGGUCUUUCGAGAAAAAGUCUUUCGAGAGAAUCUUCUCUUGCGGAUAUAUUGGAAGGUAUACCACCUACAUUUUCUCGAAAGCCAAAAGCGAAAUAUGUAAAUGAAGGGGACAACAUGAUACUAGAAUGCCGAUUGGUUGCUGUACCAGAACCAGAAAUAAUAUGGUAUCAUAAAGAUAUACCGGUAAUUAGCCAACAAAACAUUGUAGUUGCAACCGAAAGCGACAUGCAUAUGUACUGCAGUGUCGUGAAAUUUUCUAAAAUUCAAAAGGGGCAAGAAGGAAGAUACAAGAUAAUUGCUAAAAACAGAGAAGGCGAAGCCACUAUCGAAAUUCCUGUAAAGGUGAAAACUGGAAAGAGUGAAUCACCCGAAAUUUUAGAACCGUUACAAUCCCAUGUAGUCAAAGAAGGUGAGACUGUUGUUUUAUCGACUCAAAUAGUUGGUCAUCCAUCACCGAAAAUAACAUGGUACAAAGACGGAAAGCCGAUAAAGGGCUUGCAAUUAAAGCAAGAUGGACAUGUUAAUACAUUAAACUUAAUCCAACCUCAAUUAGCAGAUAGUGGGGAAUAUUCCGUUACAGCUAUCAAUGAUAUGGGCAAAGUCGAGACUCGGGCUACCUUGACUGUUGAGAUUAACUCCAUAUCACAAAUCAACAUUAACUUUCAACAAUGUAUGAACGACAAGCGUAUCUCGUUUGAUAAGGAAAUACCAAGUGGCGCCCCAGAACCACCAUUAUUCACCAAACGUUUCCAAGAGAUAAUCGUUCCGGAAAAAGGUACUUUUAAGUUAGUCGCCAGAGUCACUGGAAAUCCCGUUCCCGAAGUUACUUGGCUUAGAAACAAUAAACCGCUUGAUAAAUCGGCUAAUAUCAUAGAAAGUUAUGAUGGCGAAAAUAUUCUACUCGAAAUUAAAAAUGCAGACUCUGAAAUAGAUACUGGAGAUUAUAAAUGUGUCGCUAGUAAUUCAGUCGGAAAAGCUUCUCAUGGCGCAAAAGUUACGGUAGAUGUUGCCAAAGUCGUUUUUACGAGAAAUUUGCAAAAUGAAAUCAUAGUUGACGAAUAUAAAACUUUGGAAUUGAGUUGUGAGACAUCCCAUACUGUUUCGACGGUAUGGUGGCACAAAGACAAGGAAGUCAGCGGGAUGGAUCAUCGCGAGGUAAUCCAGGAAGGACGCCUACACAAGUUACUUAUUAAGAAGAGCGGUCUUUCCGACGCAGGAACAUACAAGUGUACCGUCAAGAACCAAAUGACGUUUAGCAAUGUUAUCGUCAAGGCGACCAAACCGGAAUUUGUCAAGAAACUGCAAGACUUCGAGGUAAAAGAACGCGAUGUGGCGAUUUUGGAGGUUGAAAUCACAUCUCAAACGACCGAUGUUACAUGGCGAAAAGAUGGUGAAUUAUUAACAUCAAGCAAGGGGAAAUUAGAAUUCGUGAAAGAUGGUACCGUGAGAAAACUUGUCAUCAGAAGCGCAUCAGUUCACGACGAAGGAGAAUACACAUGUGUUCUUCCAGACCAAGAGUGUACAGCGGAAGUUACUGUUGUCGAAUUACCACCAGAAAUCAUUAUAAAAAUGCAAGAUAUAACUAUAGCUACAGGAGAAAAAGCCACUUUUGACAUAGAGUUAACGAAAGGUGACGCUCUGGUACGUUGGUUCAAAGACGGACAAGAAUUGCAAUUUUCCGAACAUGUACGAUUAUCAAUCGAUGGCAAAAGACAGAAAUUGAAGAUCUACGACACUGAAGUAGAAGAUGCAGGAAUCUAUUCUUGCCAAGUUGGCGAUCAAACUUCGUCAGCUAGAUUGACAGUUGAAGAACCCGAAGUAGAUUUUAUAAAAAAAUUGCCAGAUGUUACUUUAGUACCUAUCAACACUGAUGCAACUUUUCUUAUUGAAUUAUCGCGUGCUGAUGUAUCAAUAACAUGGUUGAAAAAAAGUGAGACGAUCGAUUGUGCACGAUCAUCAAAAUACAAUAUUAUUGAUGAGGGAAAUGUCAAGAAGCUCAUUGUUAGAAAGUGCACGACCGAAGAUAUCGCUGAAUAUACUGCCAUAGUUGCCAAUGUAAAGACAACAACCAGAUUAAAAAUCGAAGUUAUCGAAACACCGCCUAGAAUUUAUCCUGAUACACUUAGAAAAUACAAAACGAUGAAAGGCGAUGACAUUGAUAUUGUUGUGAAAUUCACGAGUAAGCCAACUCCAAUUGACGAGUGGACAAUCAACGGCCGUGUUCUUAAAAAAUCUAAACGAUUUAUUCCAUCUAUCGAUGAAUGUUCAGCUAUUUUAAUAAUCAGAGAUGUACAAGAGAAAGAUUCUGGUAAUUAUAAUCUAAAAUUAACUAAUCCACAUGGAGAGGAUAGUAUAGAUAUCAACGUCAUCGUUGUGCAGGUACCCGGAGCACCAGGAAUUCCGGAACCUCUUGAAAUAACUGACAACAGCAUUACUCUUCAUUGGAAGAAACCAGAUACAGAUGAUCAUUCCUCAAUCAUAGAAUACAUUUUAGAAUAUCGAGAAAAGACAGAAACUUUAUGGAGCAGGAUUACGGAGACAAUAAUCGAAACUACAUACAAAUUGACAAACUUAAUCACUGAUAAGGAAUAUACUUUCCGCGUAACAGCUGUUAAUGAAGCUGGAUUGGGGGAGGCAUCUCUGAAUUCGCCAUAUCUAAGAAUUUCCAAGCUGUCAGCGUCCGAGCCACCGACCAUUCUUGAAGCACUUAAGAGCAUCGUCAUUGGAUUAGAAGGGACUGUUACACUUUCUUGCGUAAUUGGUGGUGUACCGACACCUCGUAUUACAUGGUUGAAAGACGGCACAGCUUUCGAAGAUAGUGACAUUAUAUACGAAAAUCAUGUGGCUAAAUACACUAUUUGGAAAACUACCGAGACAUCUUCGGCUACAUUUACGGUUAAAGCCCAAAAUGAUGCAGGAAUGGCGGAAACAUCAUGUCAAUUAAAAAUUCAAGAAUCUCCAAAGAUCGCCUGCGAUGAAAAUUUAAGAAACCAGAGACUAACAUUGGGCGAUAAAUGGAAAGUAGAGAUUCAUUUCAGUGGUUUCCCAAAACCGGAAGUAACAUGGACGAUAAAUAAUAAGACAAUAAUUGAUAAACGUAUUUCCAUUGAAACUAAGGAACAUACAUCUAUUAUUACGAUUCCUUCGCUCGUCAGAGAUGACACAGCUAUCUAUACAGUGAAAGCAUCGAAUGAAGCCGGUAGCUCAUCGAUGGAAUGUCAUCUUCGUGUCAUAGAUAAACCGAGCAAACCCCAGGGACCAGUUAUCGCGAAAGAAAUUAGACAAGAUCGUGUUACUAUAGAAUGGCGACCGCCGAUCGAUGAUGGUGGUGUGGAAUUGGAAAGAUAUACCAUCGAGAAGUGCGAAGCAAAUAAAAAAGUUUGGACAAAAGUAGGUGAUGUCGACAAAGAAGUCGAGAAUUUCUGUGCACAGAAAUUGCAGCAAGAUGUCGAUUAUCUAUUCAGAAUAGUUGCUAGAAACGCGGUCGGACCUUCAGAUCCUUUGGAAUCCGAAUCAAUUCGAGCAAGGACGUUAUUUGAAACACCAGGCCCGCCGAGAGGACCACUCCAAGUUUUUGGAAUGACAAAAACAUCAUUUACAUUAAAAUGGGAACCGCCAGAGAAUGAUGGUGGUACUCCUAUUACAGAUUACAUCGUCGAAAUGAAAGAAACAUCGAAGAAAGCUUGGCAAAAAAUUGUGGGUACAAAAGGGGAAGUCACUAAUGUUACUAUAUCUGAUAUAAAAACGGACGCAUCAUACAAUUUCCGAAUAACAGCUAAAAAUAGCGUUGGUACUGGUCCUCCAUAUACAGCGGAAGAAGUGAUUAUAGCUGGUAAACGACCGAAAUUAAUAAAGCUUACAGAAAACAGCAUAUACGUACUACUAGGCAUAUUUCCAUCAAUCAAAAUGAUUACCGUUAAGACGCCACCUUCGUGCCCCCUAAACGUCCGUGCGGCAAAUAUCACUAGCAAGAGCGUCACUCUCAAUUGGUUACCACCAACUACAACAGGAGGAUCGGAAUUGACAGGCUAUAUAAUCGAAAAGAGACCAUUAAUCGGGAAAGGCGCCAGGUGGACAAAGGUUGUCACUUUGGAUGCCACAACACAUCAAUAUUGUAUAGAAAACUUAAAGGAAAGCGAAUUCCUCUUUAGAAUCUUUGCUGAAAAUAGCUUAGGUCUUAGCAUACCGACCAAUUCCGAGCCUAUAACGCUAAAAACUCAUGCCAAUGUUCCGUCACCACCUACUGCUCCAUUAGAGAUGAGACAGAUCGCGGCGAAUACAAUGGUAAUCGAAUGGGGUAGACCUGAAUCAGACGGCGGUGCAUCUUUGGAGGGUUAUAAAAUCGCUAUUAGAGACGCAAAGAAAACCAUGUGGAUGGAAGUGGGAAGAGUUAGCGCGGACAUCCAAAAACUCAACAUUAGAGAUCUGCAAGAGAAUCACGAAUAUCUUGUGAGAAUCUUUGCACGAAACGAGAUCGGAUUCAGCGAUCAUUUGGAAUCAGAGGAACCUUUUAAGAUUAUACCAACAUCAGAAUUGUCGUGCGUGGAACCAAUUGCAGAGGCAAUGGACAAAGGUGAAACUGCAUCGAUCAGCUUUAGCACAGAAAACACAAGUUCAUGGUUGCGAGAACACAAUAUGGAUGCCGAUAUACAUUCGUACGCAAAAGCGAGAUUACUUAGAAAAGACGAGUACUUUUUCCGCAUUUGGCACUAUGCUAAAAAGCUGUUUGAAUAAGCAUUUGUACAUGUAUAAUUUUGAACAUUUCUAUCGUAGAGUCGGCGGAUGUAUAAUUGAUCUUCUCCGCAUUUUCGAUUUUAUUCUUCAUCAAACGCUGUACAUUAAAUCAAUGUUCAUAAAUUUGAUUCUUAAAAUAAUAUAUUGACUAUGAUAGUGCCAUUAAUUGUUCCUCUGUAAAAUUGAUUUGCGUAUAUAACGAUCAUAUAUGUGGAAAUUAAUAUUUUUGUGAGACUGGAUAUAAAUAUUUUGCCGAGUGCUAAUCUAGUUAGGAUAAAGUGAUCGAUAAUCUUUUUCAUGCUUUUGAUCACAACGCUCGGGAAAUAUACUCCAUUAUACGAUUUGCUUUUUAAAUUCUAGUUUGUCGGGAAAUAUUAUAAAUUACGCUCUCGUGAUGUUUUUAAAUUUUCUGUCGCUAAUGCGUGCCAUUAAAAUAUUAUAUAUAUUCAUAGCGGUAACGACAAGCGAUAACGAUCCGUUGUGCAUUUUAGUAAAUUCUCAAAUUCGAAAUUUUCAAAUAUACGGCAUUCUACAUCUAUUAGCGAUGUGUGUCUAUGUCAUUAAGUAUGUAACAUUCGUUUCUAUUUGUAUAGCAAAGCCAAAGCUUGCGAUUAUUUUAGUAUUUAUUCUCCAAAUGUAUGUUAAUAUAAUGUAGAUUAAUAACUUCUCGUUACUAUUAUCCAAGAUAAUAUAUAUAAUUUUGAUUAACAUUGAUAAUAUAAUAUUGAUACACGAAAUGAACGAAACGAAGAAAUAUAACGCGUAUUUGGUAAGUGAGACAUGAAAUAUAGGUGCAAUUAUAAACAUUAUCAACCAAUGACGCGUCGUAUACUUCAUAUUAUUUAUGUAAAAUUAUAUAAUAUUGUAAAAUAUUUUAUUGAUUAAAUUAUUUCAAAUAUAUAA